Messenger RNA from Pyricularia grisea, 216 nucleotides. RefSeq lists its product as uncharacterized. The record is from RefSeq and is a predicted model, not a curated record. The annotation marks the transcript as partial. NCBI's taxonomy places the organism in Eukaryota, Fungi, Ascomycota, Sordariomycetes, Magnaporthales, Pyriculariaceae. The transcript has a single exon.
AAAAGGUCCCUGGCCUGGGUCGGCACAGCUUUCCCGGAACGAACCCCUCUAUUGCCACAAGGUAUCUCCGCGGAUCUUCCCGCAAAUCUACGUGUCCACAGUGCUAGGAACCACCAGAGCGGUCCUCUAAAAUCAGCCCAAUCCUCCCCAACGCAAGGCACCAGUCGACGCCAAAAUCCCGUCAUCCCUUUACAACACGACAUUGUACUGUCUUAA